UUUUUAAACUUCCUCACGACUGAUGAGUUGCUUCAGUUUUGAUUCAAUCCGAAUUCCGAAAUCGUCUUGGUUUUUCCGUGGCGUCUCCGUUUCAAUGAUCCAAAAUUCUGGUCGGUCCUUACGCCGGAUUUUGAUGCUUCCGGCCGUUCCUCCCUGCGAAUGUGUCUUUCCGGUGACCCUCAUACAUGAUCUUAUUUCUCUCUCUCGCAACAUCUGCGAUUUCCAACCGAAGAUAGUCGCGACUCAUAAGAGAGACGCACGGGAAGCUAUUCGCCAAGUCGGACUUCUCCUCAUCUUUUUUGAAGAAGUCCAAGACCGUUAUCGUCGAUCAGCUCUACCCGACUUGGUCGUGCUCUGCUUUUCUGAGCUCCAUAUCACCUUGCAAAAGCUCCGGUACAUAUUGGAAGACUGCACCCGUGAAGGCGUUCGUCUAUGGAUUCUGAUGAACUGCAAACGAGUUUCUACUGAGUUUCGUGUUUUAAUCAGAACGGUAGCUACGGUGCUCGAUGUUCUUCCCUUGGAUUCCAUUGACGUGUCCACAGAAGUCAGGGAAUUGGUUGAAUUAGUAGCCAAGCAGGCGCAGAAGGCAAAGUUCGACGUAGACCCAGAUGAUGAACGCACUGCUAAGAAUGUUCUUUCAAUUCUGAAUCAGUUCGACGACGGAGUUUGGCCGAGCCCGUAUGAUGUUAGGCGGAUUCUGGACCAUCUGGAGGUCCGGAGCUGGAAUGAGUGCAGCAACGAGGCCAAAUUCUUGGAUGAAGAGAUUAGUUUGGAGGCUUACAAUGGAGAUGAGAGAGAGAUCGUGCCCCUAAGCAGUCUGAUGGGGUUUAUGAUCUACUGCCGAAUCGUGAUGUUCGAAGCUGUGGAUGGGAAAGGCAGUGAAUGGUUCGACAAUAGAGACGAGGGAGAGGUGCUUAGUUACCUGAACCCCGAGGAUUUCCGGUGUCCUAUCUCUCUUGAGAUUAUGAGUAAUCCGGUGACCCUAUCAACUGGGCAUACCUAUGAUCGCUCUUCAAUUCAAAAGUGGCUCAAGGCCGGAAACCUCACUUGUCCCAAAACAGGGGAGAAACUAACCAAUACAGAGCUGGUUCCUAAUUUAGCUUUAAAGAAGCUUAUUCAGCAGUUCUGUUCCGACAGCCGAACUCCAGUCACUGAAACAGGUGGUCGGAGUCGUGACAUAACAAGAACGAUUUUUGCCGGCAGUCCAGCAGCUGAAGAAGCCAUGAAAAUGCUUGCCAAGUUUUUAGCUGAUAGGCUUGCCAAAGGAACGGGUGAAGAGAGGAAGAAGGCCGCUUAUGAGAUCCGGUUACUUGCAAAAUCAAGCAUAUUCAACAGGUCUUGCUUGGCAGAUGCAGGCACAAUCCCCAAUUUAUUAAAGCUUCUAUCCACAACUGAUCCAUCCAUACAAGAGAAUGCCAUGGCAGCCCUGUUGAACCUUUCAAAACAUUCCAAGAGCAAAAUGUUAAUUGUCAAGAAUAAUGGGCUGGGAUUGAUUCUGGACGUUCUAAGAAGAGGAAUUGCAAUAGAUUCUCGGCAGAUGGCAGCUGCUACACUUUUUUAUCUUGCUUCAGUUGAGGAGUACAGGAAAUUGAUUGGAGAGAUGCCAAAUGCAAUCUCUUCAUUGGUAGAGCUGAUGAGGAUUGGAACAGUUCGUGGGAAGAAGAAUGCUGUGGUUGCAAUCUUUGGGCUCCUCCUUUGUCCCGAUAACCAUCAGAGGGUUCUGGAAGCUGGAGCAGUCCCACUGCUGGUCCAUAUGUUGAUAUCUUCUGAGAGGUUUGAUCUUGUAAUUGAUUCUUUGGCAGUGCUAGCAAAGCUGGGGGAAAAACCGGAUGGAACAAUAGCAAUCCUAUGCACCUCUGCUUUACCACUGCUUGUGGGGAUCCUACGCUCCUCCACAUCUCGUGCAGCGCAGGAGUAUUGUGUUUCAUUGUUGUUGCCCCUCUGCAUCAAUGGUGGGGCAGAGGUGGCUGCCAUUUUACAGAAAACUCCCUCGCUCAUGGAAUCAUUGUAUACCCUUAUAACAGAAGGCACAUCUCGUGCAAGUAAGAAGGCCAGUGCACUCCUCAGUGUCCUCCAUGAAUUCCAUGGCCCAAGCUCCUCCUCUCUGUUGGCUCAGGCUGUGCAACAAGAACAAAUUGCUCUGUUGGCUCAAGCAGCGCAUCCACCUCUGUAAAUAUUACCCGGAUGCUCUGCUUCUUCAUCUUCAUGGUUGAAAAUUUUGAUAUUAGCUCAGUUUUUUGAGGAGCUAAAGUUUGAAAAUACUUCUGAAUAAAACCAAUGAAUUUUCUGUUACAGUGUGAAGACCCAACAAAGUUGUGUUCAAUAUGAUUUAUAUUUGUCUGGAGAUCAAUUACCUGUGUAUUAUAAUGAUAUGUCAUCACUUAUUUGAAGCAUCUUAUCAAUGUAUGCUAAAUUCCUCCC
Messenger RNA from Nelumbo nucifera (sacred lotus), 2421 nucleotides. The record is from RefSeq and is a predicted model, not a curated record. Lineage: Eukaryota; Viridiplantae; Streptophyta; Magnoliopsida; Proteales; Nelumbonaceae.